Tripterygium wilfordii is the source of this 804-nucleotide messenger RNA. RefSeq lists its product as uncharacterized. Lineage: Eukaryota; Viridiplantae; Streptophyta; Magnoliopsida; Celastrales; Celastraceae. The record is from RefSeq and is a predicted model, not a curated record. The transcript has a single exon. The coding region runs from base 1 to 804 and encodes 267 amino acids.
AUGUAUAAUCUGGGUUGGAGAGAUCACCCAAAUUUUUCGUGGACAAAUCAGCUAGGACAGUCCUCAAUGGUUCCACAGUUUGAGCAACCAAUCAACCCGAAGAAGCCUUGUCUUGAGGAUAUGUUUGCCCAAUUCAUACAUGGUACGCAAGCUUCAAUUCAGAAAUUAUGUACACAAUUGGGACAGAUAGCUAAUGUGGUGAAUGAGAGGAGUCAAACCAAAGUUAAUCCAAGAGGUAUGGAGCUUGCAAAGGCAAUUAGAACUCUACGAAGCAGCAAGUCAUAUGACAGAGAAGAUAAGGAUGUGAUUUUGGGGGAUGAGAGAGUUAAAGAUACAUCAGUUGUGCCUCCAUCAUCACAAGAGGAAAGUGACCAAUUAAUUCCUCCUAAUGCACCACCGGUUGCCCCAUUGAAGGAGAGAGUUUACAUACCUCCACUAUCUUUUCCUCAACAGUUUCAGAAGCAAAAGAAAGACAGAAACAUGCUGGAUAUCAUGGAAUUGUUCAAGAAAGUUCACAUCAACAUUCCGCUAUUGGAUGCAAUUAAACAAAUUCCAUCAUAUGCCAAGUUCCUCAAGGAUGUUUGCACUAAUAAAAGGAAGUUUGCGGAGCAUGAGAGGGUGAUGCUAAACGAAGAGUGCAGUGCCGUUCUACUCAAUAAAUUGCUACCAAAGUUGAAAGAUCUAGGGAGUUUUACAAUCCCUUGUGUUAUUGGCAAUUUACGAUUUGAUAAAGCUUUGAUUGAUUUGGGUGCUAGUGUUAACUUAAUGCCUUUAUCUAUUUUUCAGCAACUAGAACGUCAAUAA